Messenger RNA from Humulus lupulus (European hop), 1935 nucleotides. RefSeq lists its product as uncharacterized. The transcript is spliced from 3 exons. NCBI's taxonomy places the organism in Eukaryota, Viridiplantae, Streptophyta, Magnoliopsida, Rosales, Cannabaceae. Bases 501 to 1406 code for a protein of 301 amino acids. The record is from RefSeq and is a predicted model, not a curated record.
UCCACAAGAAAAUUCUGAAGGGUAUUAUCGUCAUUUCAUUCUUCCUCCUAAACUUUAUUAUAUUCAAGUCCUUCCCGGUGCCUUCGUCUUCGUCUUCGUCUUCGUCUUGGCUUUUUUAUCUUUCCCUUCGCUCACUCUCUUUCGAUCUCAUCCCUCGUCGUCUUCGUCUGAUUCUUCUUCUCCUUCCUCAUAAAAUUCCAAACCAAAAAAUAAUUUCCAGGAAACUCACGAAUCGCCGUACUUUUAUGUUUUUAUUGUAUUGGACUACGUAAAUUUAUAACUUUUUGGUUUUCGAAUUCGAAUUCUCCAGAAAUGGUCGGCGUUUUGGGUAAUAAUAGUGCUUAGGGGAUUUUCAUUUUAAUGGUCAGGACCAUAGGGAUUGAGGAAUUUGAUCGAGUGGAGGAGAAGCAACGGUUGUGGUGAUCACAGGGUUGAGGGGAAAGAGAAUAAAAGUGAAGAGAAGGGAAGUAGAGGUGGUGAGGUUGUGAAAUUUGAUUACUAUGGAUUGCAGGGUUCUAGUACCGGGUGGGGACCCGUGGGUUCGGGGUCAGAUUGGAGGAGGGUUGAGCCAUGAAAGCGAACACGACCUGGCUUUAAUGGUUAGCGAUUUUUGGGAGAACGGGAGCUGUGGUACCGAGUCUUGGUGUAGUAGUGAUAGCGAAUCCGGUCUCUCUGAUCUCGCUCACCUCGCUGAGAAAAUUCCUCGGUGUAAGCAUCCAUUGGCGCAGUUUGAAAUUGAGACGCUUUCGGUGGUUCAUUCGCUUAUCUUAUCAAUCAAUAAGACGGAGCUUCACGCGGUCAAGUCAGGACCAUGUAACGCUAGCUGCAUAAGGUUCACUCUUGUCAAACUUUUGAGGCUUUCUGGGUAUGACGCAGCGGUUUGCCAAUCGAAAUGGCAAGGCACCGGAAAGGUUCCAGGAGGGGACCAUGAAUACAUUGAUGUGAUCAACCACAACCAUGGUGGUAGCUCGGAGCGUUUGAUCAUUGACAUUGAUUUCCGAAGCCAUUUUGAAAUAGCUAGAGCUGUUGAUUCAUAUGACAGAAUAUUGAAUUCCCUGCCGGUUGUUUAUGUGGGGUCAUUAACUAGGCUGAAGCAGUUUCUGCAAGUUAUGGCCGAGGCUGCGAGAUUCUCCCUUAAGCAGAAUUCAAUGCCUCUUCCGCCAUGGAGAUCACUUGAUUACUUGAAAUCGAAAUGGGAAUCCCCUUACCAAAGACAAGGAUACCCGGAUAUGCAAAACUUGAGGAGUGCCAACCCGUUUGACCACAAGCAAUGCCGUGGCCAUUUAAAAAGGCUGCAGUCUCUCCUUAAAACCGAAAUUGAAACCGAGCGGCUUUUGAAGCCAAUGAACAACAACGACAACAGUUGGAGAAUUAAGCCCGAGAGACGGAGGCCCUAUCUUUACUAAAAGUUCUUUGAGAUGCAUAGGUUUUAGCCCGGCCUUUUGAGUCUGAAAACUAGUGAAGACUGAAGAGUUUGUAUUGUGAGAAAUUUGUAAUGCGGCUUACUAAGAUUUUCCCCCUCUCCACAGCGGAUACUAAAAUAAGUGAACCAGAAUGAAAAGCAGGUUCGCAUGCCCAAUUCCAAUAGGCAAUGACGGUGAGAGAAAUAUAUAUAAACACACAUAAUAUAUAUUCUUUUCAUAAAGUUUUCUGUUUCCAUGUGUUGCACUGGCAUUAUUUGGCUUUGGAACAUUUGCGGAUUUGCUUCUUGCAGUUUCAACAGCCGAAUGAGUUGCUAUCUUUGUUUGGUGCAUCUAUCUUCUAUAGAUCCUUACAUAUUUUUGUAUUGGAAAAAUCCUCCUAUAUGUAUUACUAUUCCUUGUCCCUGAAUUUUUGUGGGCAAGGGAAAUUUUGCUCCUGCAUCUUAUAUUAUUUUUCACAUUGUAAUUUAUUCAUUUAAUUUAUUAAUAAUAUGUAUCUCUCCCAUUUUCCUAA